CGGUGAUAUGGUUCCUACGACAAUCGUCGGGAAAAUAAUAGGGGGUAUGUGUUCAUUAUGUGGGGUGCUCGUUAUAGCAUUACCUGUGCCUGUAAUUGUCUCAAACUUCAGCAGAAUUUAUCACCAAAGCCAGAGAACGGAUAAACGCAAAGCACAAAGAACGGCAAGAUUAGCAAGAAUAAAACUGGCCAAGAAUGCAAGUGGAACAGCGUUUGUAGCACGUAAGAAGGAAGCUGAACGCUUGGCCCAGAGUGGUUGUUCACAAGAAGAAAUGCAGAAUAAAGUUAGUUCAUAUGAAGCUCAGCAUCAUCAUUUAUUGGCAUGUCUAGAAAAUGCUACGAUUUUUGGUAACUCUACCGGACAUUUGGUACAAAAUGUCCGUGGCAAAGUUAAAGGUUAUGAAAUGACUGCCACCAGCAGAUCCCCAGCUAGCACAUGUGUACCGCAGAUGUUGCCGUGA
Molecule: messenger RNA, 460 nt
Organism: Anneissia japonica
Lineage: Eukaryota; Metazoa; Echinodermata; Crinoidea; Comatulida; Comatulidae
Product: potassium voltage-gated channel protein Shal-like
Exons: 4
Coding region: 8-460 (150 amino acids)
Biological process (GO): potassium ion transmembrane transport
Cellular component (GO): voltage-gated potassium channel complex
Molecular function (GO): A-type (transient outward) potassium channel activity
Source: RefSeq, a predicted model, not a curated record